Messenger RNA from Lepisosteus oculatus (spotted gar), 2977 nucleotides. RefSeq names its product short chain dehydrogenase/reductase family 16C, member 5b (gene sdr16c5b). NCBI's taxonomy places the organism in Eukaryota, Metazoa, Chordata, Actinopteri, Semionotiformes, Lepisosteidae. The record is from RefSeq and is a predicted model, not a curated record. Gene Ontology annotation, cellular component: lipid droplet. Gene Ontology annotation, molecular function: oxidoreductase activity, acting on the CH-OH group of donors, NAD or NADP as acceptor.
GCACUUAGUGUUGACGUAAGAUUAGCAGGGCUGUGUGUACAUGGUCAUUUCGAUUAGUUGUACUGGUGUUAUAAAAUGCCUGACGCUCGCAGGCACUAAAAAGAAAUAUGAUUAGGUUUAAUUCUAGCCAUGUAGCCGAAAUCCACACUUGAUUGUGUAGUGGUGUGCGCCGUCACAUAGAUGCAAUAAGGCAAAUUACUCUCUCAUGCUGCAUAUGAACUUUGAUUUGGUUUGAACUCGAUAACGCAACGGGCUAUUUGCCUUGAACAAAGGUUGUUCUUUUUUUAAAAAAAAAACACACACACCACUAGUUUGUGUCACUCCGUGUAGCCUGCACCGGUCGUUUGCUACUGGAACGGGAGAAAACUGAAGCACUUGAAAUUUGAAGUUUGAAGUCCUGUAGGUUGGCGUUUCGAGACUCGCACAAUGAAUUUCCUACUGGAGACGCUGCAAGUGCUAUUCCUGUCAAUAUAUUACCUCCUGGAGGCAUUUGUGAUGCUGUUCAUCCCUGUUCGGAGGAAAAAUGUGGCCGGAGAGAUAGUGCUGAUCACGGGCGCUGGCAGUGGCAUUGGUAGGCUGAUGGCAAUAGAGUUUGCGAAACUGGGCGCCGCGCUUGUUCUGUGGGACAUCAGUAAAGAAGGGAACAAGGAGACGGCCAGAUUAGCCAAAGAGAAAGGAGCCUCCAGAGUACAUUCCUACCUGUGUGACUGCAGCAAUACCGCUGAAGUCUAUAGAGUUGCUGAUCAGGUCAAAAGAGAAGUUGGUGAUGUUAGUAUUCUAAUAAACAAUGCUGGAAUUGUGACUGGAAAAAAAUUCAUUGAGUCACCAGAUAACCUUAUAGUAAAAACCAUGGAAGUGAAUACAAUGGCUCACUUCUGGACUUAUAAAGCAUUUCUGCCUGCAAUGAUUGCAAGCAACCAUGGACAUCUUGUCAGCAUUGCUAGUUCUGCUGGGAUGAUUGGUGUAAAUGGGCUGGCAGAUUAUUGUGCCAGUAAAUUUGCUGCUGUUGGCUUUGCUGAGUCUGUGGCUUUGGAGCUGGAGGCAAAAAAGAAGAAUGGAAUUAAAACCACAAUUGUUUGCCCCUAUUUCAUAAAUACUGGAAUGUUCGAUGGCUGCAGUACCAAAUGGCCCAACUUGCUUCCUAUCUUGAAUCCCGAUUAUGCAGCAAGAAAAAUUGUGGAUGGAAUACUGAAAGAUCAAGUCUAUAUUCUAUUACCGAGGACCCUGUACCUCUUAAUGGGCUUGAAAAACUGCAUUCACUGGAAGUUUGGAGUUCUCCUGGGAAGAUAUGUUGGUGUUUUUGAAAGCCCAAAUCAUUGUGAAAGUCAUACCAAGCAUCAUUGAGCUCUGUGCUUAGCAAGGGAAUGAGGUUGAACUGCAGUUGAAGUUUAACAGCAUAUGUGCAUUAUUGCCACCAAUAGACUAAAUCUGUAGUUUACAGGGUGAAAUACAUUAUUGGCUGACACGCACUUAAAACUUUAAUGAUUACUGCAACUACUACUGUUGCCAAAGCUUUUUGUAAAGGGGAAGAUAUGCUACUUUUCUGAAUGUUUCUUCUUCUCCAGGCUGCUUUUUGCACAUCUUUGUGUAAUUUAUAAUAUAUAUAUAUACUGCAUGGAUUCAGCCUCUGAUGGUUUAAAAUGUAUACAAUUCACUGAGCAAUUAUGCUAAUGUGCACUUGAUGUAACUCACACCAUCAUUUUCAUGUAUAGAUAUAUACAUUAGUAGUCUGGAUAUAUAAUGAAUAUUUUGUAUGAAAUAUGUUCCUGGAAAUGAUAUUGUACAUUUUGUUAUUGUACAACAUUAAAUUAUUAGUUCACAUUGGCAAAAUAUUCACAUUUACUGUGUGUGUUCAGUUGAUGCUGGGUAAUGAUUGGCUCAUGACAUAUUAUAGGUAACAUGCUGUCUAAGAAGCUAAUGUGCUUUUAUAAAAAACAAAAGCUGGUAGAUAUUAGAAAGGUACAGUAACUUAAUUAACCCCAGCUUGGACUUGAUAUUUCAGUAUGCAAAUCCUGUCCAUGGCUUUUGCAGGAAAGCUGGUAUGCUUUUCUCAUAAUAUGGUUUGCUAACUAUUUAGAGCUUUCUGAGUUCUACUGUAUAUGGACAGGUAAACCUUUUGUGGGUAUGUGCAAUCUUAAUUAUGCUAGAAUAGAUUAAUAAUUUAUUUUGAAAGCUCAAAAUUCUGAGGAAAAUGGAUACAUUUUUUAAAAUGGGAAUCAUCUUUUUCUUUUUUCAUAUUACAUCUAAAUACACAAUCACCAUACUAGUCUCGACAAGUGCCUGGAAAUGCAGUUUAUGUGAGUCCACGGAGCUUGUCAUAAGCAGAGGAGGUCCUUCAGUUUCCCAGAUGUGGGCUAGUUUUCAAGAGCAAUGUCAGAAAUUUCAAAUUAAAUGCAACGUUACAAGCGUAGGAGGUGCUUUUACACAUUACCUGUGAAUGAGCCAGAUGUAAAUGUUCUUUUUCAUGAAAUAAAUAACAUCAGAAAUCACUUUACAAUAUAUAAAAUAUUUAAAAUAAAGCACUUUGCUUCAAAAGAACAUCUUUAACAGAUUUUAGUAAAUCUUUUUUGGAUUGACUUUCAGGAACUUUGUAUCUGGCUUCAUAUGUAUUUAUUCAUGUAAGAGCAUUUCCUAAUGUGCUAUUGGAUGAUUUUGAUUCUAUUUUCUUUUGACAUUUUCUGAUAAACUUUCAGGCAUAAAAUCCCAGAAUUUAUAUAUCAGAUCUAAAUAAUAGUGACAUGUUGGUUGUGCAUGGGAUUAAAAACAUAAGAGUGUGUAAUUUUGAAGACUCCACUGUCCUGUAAAAGCAGGAGACAGACUUCUAAGAAAAUUCAGUGUUAAAAUGAAAUGAUAUUCAGGAGGUCUAAAUUUCACUGGUCUGUAAAGAUUUCAGGACGACGUGUUAAGGUCACUUUUAGUCUCCUGUUAAUCAGCCUUAUAUUUGCCUUUGAUUUACAUUACAUUAAUCUUUACACAA